Messenger RNA from Penicillium waksmanii, 747 nucleotides. RefSeq lists its product as uncharacterized. The coding region runs from base 1 to 747 and encodes 248 amino acids. The transcript has a single exon. Lineage: Eukaryota; Fungi; Ascomycota; Eurotiomycetes; Eurotiales; Aspergillaceae. The record is from RefSeq and is a predicted model, not a curated record.
AUGACAACGACAUGCACGGAUCGCCAUGGGCACGAAAAGACUAUUCGUCGUCUCAUCGCCUCUGAAGGAAUCACGAUCCUUGCCAAAACCGGUUAUUUGCCGACGAUCCAAGCGACGGAUAUCGAGGAACGCAGCAAAGCAGACCUUUUCGCCAAACUGCUGGUUCUGUUCCAAAUCCUGUGGUUCGCGCUACAGGUCGUGGCGCGCCUUAUUCAGGGAAUUACUGUCACGCCUUUGGAAACACAUACCGCUAUCCAUGUCGGUUGUACGAUCUUGCUCUAUGCCAUCUGGUUUAAUAAACCGUACAAUUUGACCCAGUCCAUUGAAUUGGCGGGGACGGAUACUGAGUACAUUGGUGCUCUUUUCAACUUUUACUCUAUCAGUCACGCUCUCUAUCUCAAGCAUUGUGAGCAUUGUCGCGUUCGAAGAAUGGAAUACUGGAAGGAGCGCGUUAUUCUCGCUUCCAGAGGCGAAAAUGGAUAUGCACUGCCGCCUUGUGUUCCGCAAUUAAAGUCUUUACCUGUCUUACUGGAAAAAUAUAAUGCUGACGAUAUCGAACAUCUUAAAUUCGACGAAUCUUCCGACGAAGAUGUCUAUAUAUUGCAUGGUAUUGCUCCAAAUGCUCGACAGGGUCUGCGAAUUCUGGAAAGCAGAGGGUGUGACAUCUUUCGAUCCGUUCAUGAGAAUAGCCAGCCCCUCGACGUGCUCCGCGAAAGCGCCGGCAAUUUCAAUGUUCGCAGUAUUUAG